Messenger RNA from Biomphalaria glabrata, 4903 nucleotides. RefSeq names its product fibrillin-1-like. Lineage: Eukaryota; Metazoa; Mollusca; Gastropoda; Planorbidae. Gene Ontology annotation, molecular function: calcium ion binding. Bases 875 to 3013 code for a protein of 712 amino acids. The record is from RefSeq and is a predicted model, not a curated record. The transcript is spliced from 17 exons.
AAUGCUUAUUCGUUACGCAAAAUCUCCCAAAAAUGACCGUCAGUACGCAAAUACGCAUUUAACCCGUCGCGUUACGCAUUUCGUAUCCUUUUUUUUUCUUCCCUCUCUUGACUAGCUUACGAGCGGUCACGGAUGUCACGCUAAGCCGUCCUGUUGGGUCACGGAGGUCAUGGUUGGGGGGGGGGAGGAACAGAAAAGGUGGGGGAACACAUUGUGUCUAGAUCUAUACGUUGAUUGGUUCUUAAAAGCAAUUAGAUUUAGUCUAGAAAUGAAGAACGCGAGAGUGAGGGAGUGGCGGGUUGGUACUGUCAGUUAGCUGAUACACCAACGUGACUUUUUUUUUUUUUUUGUAAGUUCAUUAGUAGAAAUUAAUUAUGUUGAAUCCCUGAUUCUCGUAUUCAUUUGUAUAGAAAAAUGUAAUCUGUUACCCUUAUUAGACAUUUGAAACAAUAAUAUUAAGUUAUAAUUUUGUUUGUUAAAUGUCGUGUGUUAAAUGAUUAAAUAGUACAUGUUAUCAACUUAAAACAUGACAAGUCUGUGAAGCCACAUGUUCUUUACCUGUAUGUUGAUAUAUGUGCAUGCUGCUAGUAAAGUUAAUGGUAAAAAAAAACAACACUUGGGCAUCUGUUUGUGAAAAACAUUCAUAAGAAAGAAAAAACAUUUUAGAAAUAAAAAGCACCCUAGAGUCAGGAUUUUGUCAUUUUACCAUCACGAGACACUCAUUACAAAGACAAACAGACACAAAAACUCCUUGCAUUCAAAUCAUUAAAUACAUUUCAACUAUCUGAUAAAAAUAUUUCACAAAAUGUAUAUUUUGUUUUCUAUAGUUAUAAUUUUUUGUGUGUAAUGCUCAAUUUGUAAGACAAAAUUCCUUAUGGAUAAUAAAGAUUAUUAUUAUCACUGUGCACAACUGCAGGAAAUGUCCAGUGCUUUUGGAAGAGAGGUUUUAAGUCUCUCAAACACACUAAUGAAAUUUGACGACAUCAAUGAAUGUAAAGAUAAUUUGACAUGUCCACAAGGAUGUGAAAACACUGUUGGAUCCUACAUUUGUAGCUGUAACAUUGGUUUCAGAUUGAAUACACUCAACACAAGCAUUUGUGAUGAUAUCAAUGAAUGUGAAGAGAACAUAGAUGACUGCUCACAAACUUGUGUCAAUGCAAUUGGAAGUUACUCUUGUAAUUGUUUCAAUGGAUAUACUCUCCAAAGUGGAGUUUGUGAAAAAAAUUCAAGUAAUGUAGAGCUGUGCCAAGCCCUGAAUUGUUCCCAGCUAUGUUUUGUUAACAAUGGUACAGCAAGGUGUGAUUGUCAAGAGGGGUUUGCACUUCAGGGAGAUAACAAAACAUGCACAAAUAUAGAUGAAUGCAGUCUUGCCAAGAAGCCCUGUAGUCAAAUUUGUACAGACACUUAUGGCAGAUUUACUUGUUCAUGUUAUGCUGGUUUUAAACUAGAAGCAGAUAGAACUUCUUGUACAGCUUGUGAGAAGUCCUUCUAUGGUGUCAACUGCAAUCAAUCCUAUCAGUGUAGUGGGCACGGGACAUGUGAUCCUGUCAGAGGCUGUGUAUGUGACAUAGGCUGGGAGGGAGUCAACUGCAACAAUGAUAUUGAUGAGUGUACACUAAGGACAGACAACUGUUUGAUUGGUGAUGUUUGUGUUAAUGCUUUGGGAAGCUAUUUCUGUGUUUGCCCUAUUGGAUAUGUUAGAAAUGGAACUUGUCAAGAUAUAAAUGAAUGUGUUGAUCCUGCCCUAAACAACUGCAACCCACUUAUUGAAGAUUGUGUCAAUAACUUUGGUAGUCAUGUCUGCAACUGUAAGCCUGGAUAUGCAAGAAAUGAUAAAGGGGACUGCAUUAAUAUCAAUGAAUGUGCUAAUGGGGACCAUCAAUGUCAACAAAUCUGUGUUGAUGUGCCUGGAAAAUACAACUGUGAUUGUAACUACGGGUAUAGAUUAAAUGAUGAUAGGCUAACAUGUCUACUAGUGAAAGAUGUAUGCAGUGAUUUUGAGAAACUGAACUGCUCUCAAGGAUGCACAGUAGACUUUCAACAGAACACUUCAUAUUGUUUUUGUGCUGAUGGUUACAAUCUAGUUGGCAAAGACACAUGUGAAGACAUCAAUGAAUGUGAAGUAUCAACAAAGAACUUGUACAGCUUCAAGUCUGGAUGUGUUAACAGAGUACCAGGAUACAGCUGUUCAUGUACCCCUGGGUCAAGUUUGGACAAUGAUGGACGCAACUGCAAUAACUGUAGUAGCACAACUUGGGGAGUCAAUUGUUCAAGAUCUUGUUCUUGUUCUACUGGAGCAUUAAGAUGUGAUAAUGUUAGAAGAUGUAUUUGUAGACCUGGAUAUACAGGAGUUUUCUGUGAUGUGGAUGUGAACCAGUGUACAAAUGGGGAAUUACAGUGUAAUGACAGACAGGAUUGUGUGAGUCAUAUAGGUCCUGAUUCAUGUGUUUGCAAAUCUGGUUACAGACUUAAUGGCACAUUGUGUGAAGAUGUCAACGAAUGUUUGGAUCCAAGGUUAAAGACUUGUCAGCAGACAUGUCAGAACUCUGUUGGUAGCUACAGCUGUGGCUGUUAUAAAGGAUUUGCUUAUAAUGCAUCAACUAACACAUGUGAUGAUAUCAAUGAAUGUGCUCGACAAAUAGACAGAUGUACAAGUGUAUGUAUCAACACAUUGGGCAACUACAGGUGUUCAUGCACACCUGGCUAUGUCCUCAACAGAGAUGGAUAUACAUGUGAUGAUGUAGACUUGUGCAGCUCUAGUUCCUGUAGUGAUCUGUGCAGUGAAACACCUGACAAUACAAGUGUUAUAUGUUCCUGCCCUCCUGGUAAAUCUUUGGCUGCCAAUGGAAUUAUUUGCCAGUCUUGCAGUGACAACUUCUAUGGUAAAGACUGUAGCCAACAGUGUAACUGUAACAGCUUUCAUUCAAAACAAACAAACAAACUUGUGACAAAACAAAUGGAACUUGUCUCUGUAACAAGGGAUGGACUGGUCCAACAUGUGAUGAUGAUGUAGAUGAGUGUACAAAUACCAGUAGCUGCAAUAGUCUGAAGAAUGAAAAGUGUGUUAACACACCAGGAAGUUAUUCAUGUUCAUGCCAAACUGGGUAUUACAGACCAAUUGCAACACAAGACUGCACAGGUUCUCUGCAACUGCACUUGACAACUCAGGUCUCCAAAAACUUAAAUGUCCAACAAAUCACAGCUAAUACUGUACAAUUGGCAACACAUAACACUGACUGUACAAUGUUCUGUCAUGGACAUCUGAACUGCUGUAUCAAAUCUGUACUGUUGUAGCAAGACCUCUGCUGGCUUCGCUGUACUUUGUUGAACUCUGUCGUAAUGUACUGAAUGGUAGAUCGAGAAUUUGUGACUGAGUCAACUCUGGUACCUUUGUUCUUCAUAUAGGGUCUCUAAUGGCAUUCUAGAACCGGAUUCCGUUAAUCACAUGACUCUUGAGUGAGUCACAUCUCUUGUGACUGGCCUGAGUUCGAUUCAGAACACUGAUCCUGCCCAAACCGCAAUGUUUGACACUCUUCUCAGGUGACCGUCACAACUCAUCCUGGUUGACCGCUCAUCUAGCGCUGGCCUGGGGCAUUUUGCAUUGGCUGAAAACACACACACCACUACCCCCAUCUUUGUCACCACCAGGAUUAUAACUCUAUUUUUUAAAAAAAAUUUUUUUCAGGGUUCAAGUGCACUUGGAGCUCUGGAUGGAGUUAUAUUAUUCAAUGCAACUAUUCCCACCUCUCCAGUAUCUGGCUUAGCAGCUAUUGGCACAGACAGCUAUGGCUUGGCUCAUUUUCAUAAUCUUGUAUUAGAUUCAGUGACAAGUGGCUUGAAAAUUAUGCAAUGCUUGUAAAAUAGUAACAUAAUUAGUAUAGCUUAAUUUAUUUCUAUCAAAGUCUCACUUUUAAAUCUUUGUACAGUCACUGCCAAGCUCUACAAUUUUUUUAUGGAAAUUGAUUAGGUUUUAUAAAAUUCUAAAUAUUGACUGGUUAAAAUUUUGAAUACUUUUUUACAGCCCAACACAAUUAAAUAGCAAUUGAGAUCUCACCUACAUCUUAACACCUAACUUAACUUAGGCCUGUAAGAAUUAAAGCUAACAUGAAUGAAUAUCUGGAAGAGAAGUAAUAUGACACAUGAAAAUUGUAUGUUGAUUUUCUUAUGAUGGUUUUGUCAAUACUUUAAAAAUAUUUAACAAUUUAUUCUUAUGAAAUCUAAUACAACUAGGUUUGGCUGUAGUUAGUUUUGUUAAAAGGUAUUAAGAACAUUCCAUUCUGUAUAUAUUAAACGUUUUUCUAAUGUAAUUGCAUUCAGUGAUUAUCAAUAUUUAAACAUAUAUACUAGUGUUUUGUAAUCAGUGAUUUUCAUUUUCUGGUAUCAGUUUGUUCCCAUUUAGAUUGCAAUCUUUCCAAAUGUGAAAACAAGGUGUCUGCAUAAUCUUUGAGGCCAUUUUUAAAAUCACUUAAAUUUAUUUAUUUGUUUCUAUUUAAUAAUUUGAUUGCCGGGGAACAAAAGAUUAUUUGUGUUGUUUGUCUUUACUAUUGGUGUCUUGUAUCUCUUUUGUGAUGGUAAAGUCACAAAAUGUAGGAAACAUCACUGUGUUUGGUCCAGUGUUCCUAUAUGCAAGUCUAUUGUAUUUUCUAUAUUAUUUUACAAUUGUAAAAAAAAUUAAUAAAAUUGUUGCACUGUUGAUGUUUUCAAAUUAACAUUUUUAUUUAUUUAUGCUUACAUAUCUGUUGUGUUUUAGUUAGUUCAUAAAUAUAGAUUCUUAAAUUAAAUUGUUUCUUUCCGCACUUAUAAACUAUGAUCAUCUGUAAGCCUAUUUUUACUUUUUUUUUAACUUUAAUGUUCUACUUGGAUAUGUCACAGAAAUCAUUACAUUUCUUUUUUUUGAAACCAC